AGAAUUUGAAGAAGAUGCAGGAAAUGGACAGAGAGGAACUGAUGACUCCAGCGCUGAUCUUGAUGAUUUAAAAAACUGCUGAUUGGGCUCAGUUUUGGGUGCAGGUCAUGCGAGACUUGCGAGAUGGUGUGAAACUGAAGAAAGUUAAAGAACGUCAGUUCAAUCCUCUUCCCAUAGAGUAUCAGCUCACUCCGUAUGAGAUGCUGAUGGAUGAUAUUCGAUCCAAACGCUAUACUUUAAGGAAAGUUAUGGUCAAUGGGGAUAUCCCUCCACGAUUAAAAAAGAGUGCUCAUGAUAUUAUCUUGGACUUUAUCCGAUCUCGACCUCCAUUAAAUCCAGCCUCUGCAAGAAAACUAAAACCAACCCCACCAAGACCACGUAGCCUCCAUGAAAGAAUACUGGAAGAAAUCAAGUCUGAAAGAAAACUGAGGCCCGUCUCUCCUGAUGAGAUCAGGCGCAGCAGGCUAGCAAUCCGGCCUCUUAGCAUGUCUUACAGUUUUGACUUGUCAGAUGUAUCAACACCAGAGGCCUCCAAAAAUCUUUCAGAAAGCUGUCAGAAUGGCAGCUUUUCAUCAGAAGCAAAGGUGAAUGCAUUGGUGCUACUAAGUUGA
Molecule: messenger RNA, 611 nt
Organism: Podarcis muralis (Common wall lizard)
Lineage: Eukaryota; Metazoa; Chordata; Lepidosauria; Squamata; Lacertidae
Source: RefSeq, a predicted model, not a curated record